Messenger RNA from Solea senegalensis (Senegalese sole), 1792 nucleotides. RefSeq names its product ST8 alpha-N-acetyl-neuraminide alpha-2,8-sialyltransferase 1 (gene st8sia1). Lineage: Eukaryota; Metazoa; Chordata; Actinopteri; Pleuronectiformes; Soleidae. Bases 439 to 1431 code for a protein of 330 amino acids. The transcript is spliced from 5 exons. The record is from RefSeq and is a predicted model, not a curated record. Gene Ontology annotation, molecular function: alpha-N-acetylneuraminate alpha-2,8-sialyltransferase activity. Gene Ontology annotation, biological process: N-glycan processing; oligosaccharide metabolic process.
GAGGGAGGGAGCCCACUACCGCGGAGGAGGAGAAAGCGGGUCAGAGAGGGGACCGGGUCGGGGGGCCACGCGGAGGACGACGCUGCUGUCCGCGCUGGGAUGCUGUGGGACACCGCGUGGGGAGGAGAAGAAGAGGCUCCUCGGGUUCGCGCCACGGGCUGUGGUGGUGGUGGUGUUAGUGAUGAUGAUGAAAGGUGGAGAGCAGAGUGGCGGAAUCUCGCGCUACCAGACCAACCGCAUUGCAAACCACGAGUGACAAACAGACGCUGCGGACCAACACGCAUCUCUGGUUCGAACGGAACCCGGAUUUCCAAUUCGGUGCUCGGGUAAUCGACCACCCCGCCGCCGCGGCCCCAUCCACUCCUGUCCGCAGAAUGAAACACCGCUGUCUUCUUUAACUGCGCACCCCCUCACCCCCCCACACACACACAGAAGAAGAUGCCGGGGCGAUGCUACCGGGGCAAACUGUCCGUGUGGGCCGGCCUGUGCGUGCUGGUGCUCUGCUGGUUCUACAUUUUCCCCGUCUACAGAGUCCCGAGCGACAAAGAGAUCGUGGAGGAGGUGCUGAGGCAGCGAGGAGUGUGGCAUAAGAACCAGACUGGCAUCGAGCUGUACAGGAAGCUGCUGACCGACUGCUGCAAUCCGCGCAGGAUGUUCGCCGUCACCAAGGAGAACUCGCCGCUCGGCAAAGUCCUGUGGUACGACGGCGAGUUCUACUACUCGCACACCGUCAACAACGAGACGUACCCGCUCUUCGUGCAGGGCAACCCUCUGAAGUUCCCUCUGAAGAAGUGUGCGGUGGUGGGCAACAGUGGCAUCCUGCGACGCAGCAAGUGCGGUCGCCACAUUGACCAGGCCGACUUCAUUAUGAGAUGUAACCUUCCGCCGCUGUCCAAGGAUUACGUGGCGGACGUGGGAAACAGGACACAUCUGGUUACGGCCAACCCCAGUAUUAUAGAGAAAAGAUUCCAGAACCUUCUGUGGUCCAGAAAAGCCUUUGUGGACAGCAUGAAGGUCUACGGCCCGAGCUACAUCUACAUGCCGGCGUUCUCCAUGAAGCCGUGCACCGACCUGUCGCUGCGGGCGCACUACGCCCUGGCGGACUCCGCCUCCAACCUCACCAUGCUCUUCGCCAACCCCGAGUUCCUGAGCUCGGUGAGCAAGUUCUGGAAGGCUCACAGCGUGCACGCCCGCCGCCUCUCCACGGGCCUCUACCUGAUCAGCCUGGCGCUGGGCCUGUGCGAGGAAGUCACGGCCUACGGCUUCUGGCCGUUCUCCGUGGGCCUGGACGAGCAGCCGGUCAGCCACCACUACUACGACAACAUCCUGCCCUACAAGUGGUUCCACGCCAUGCCCGAGGAGUUCGUGCAGCUGUGGCAGCUGCACAAGAGCGGCACGCUGCGCAUGAGGGUGGGACAGUGCCCCCCGUAGGAAGACCAACCGAGGGAGGAGUGGUCGGUGAAAGUGUGGGGGAGGGAUUACAGGACUGUUUUUUGGGGGCUGUGGAUUGGCGGGAACUACCGCAAUAAAUAGUAUGCUGUGUCCCCGAGCUAAUCCCAGAGUGUCCACGCACAUGAAAUGAUCACACGUUCCCCAAAACUUGCCAUUCUUUCUAAAUAUAACGUGCGUAUGUAUGUGUGUGUGUGUGUGUGUGUGUGUGUGUUUUAUAAAUGGAGAGACUCAGCUGGAGCUGGGUUGGGUUUGACCACUGUAUGUGACUGCCACCCACCCCACCCCACUCUCUGGGUCUUUGUUAAACAGAGCCAGAAGGAGCAGGGGAAUAAUAAUAAAA